Messenger RNA from Penicillium vulpinum, 678 nucleotides. Its product is annotated as O-methyltransferase. Gene Ontology annotation, molecular function: O-methyltransferase activity. Bases 1 to 678 code for a protein of 225 amino acids. Lineage: Eukaryota; Fungi; Ascomycota; Eurotiomycetes; Eurotiales; Aspergillaceae. The record is from RefSeq and is a predicted model, not a curated record. The transcript has 2 exons.
AUGUCACCCUCACCCCUAACAACAUCCCCCGAGAUCCUAUCUCUCCUCAAAGACCUCCACACAAAAUCCCUAACCCAAGAAUCGACCGUGGACUGGCACACUCUACCGCAACAAUGCAGUGCCGAAUUCGACUCCAUCAUGCUGGACAAGUUCAUCGCUCUCGACCAGGAUAAGUGCGAACUAGUCUACCACGUCCUGCGCACUAUCAAUGCAAAGACGGUCGUUGAGGCUGGCACCAGCUUCGGUGUUAGCACCAUCUACCUAGCACUUGCUGUUGCAGAGAAUGCGAAGCGCGUUGGCGCUACCACUAAGCCGCGGGUUAUCGCUACCGAGAAAGAGGAGUCCAAGGCUAAUAUUGCUCGAGAGCAUUGGGCGACUGCUGGCAAGGACGUUGAGGAUGUUAUUGAUCUCCGUGUUGGAGAUCUGCGGGAGACGCUUACUUCUGAUUUGGGAACUGUGGAUUUCUUGUUGCUGGAUAUCUGGACUCCUCUCGCGCUCCCUGCGCUGAAGCUCGUCCAGCCGUACUUCCGACCUGGCGCUGUGAUCAUCGCCGAUAAUACGAUCAAGGCGGAUGAGAAGUACCGGGAGCUCUUUGCGUAUCUUGAUGCCGAGGGCAGUGGAUUCCGGCGAGUGACGAUGCCGUAUGAAGGUGGUCUGGAUAUGAUUGUUUACCAGUAG